AUGCCUUUCGUGGAACUGGAUACCAACUUGUCCGCUGAUUGCUUGCCUGUGGGGCUGGAGAAAAAGCUGUGCGCGGCUGCCACCGCCAUCCUGAACAAACCCGAGGAGCAUGUGAACAUGACAGUUCGGUCCGGCCUGGCCAUGACAGUGAACGGCUCUGCAGAGCCCUGUGUCCAACUACUGGUGUCCUCCAUCGGCGUGGUGGGCGCGGCAGAGGAGAACCGAGGCCACAGCAGUUGCUUCUUCCAGUUUCUCACUAAGGAGCUGGCCCUGGACCAGGACCGGAUCGUUAUCCACUUCUACCCCUUGGAGCCCUGGCAGAUUGGCAAGAAGGGGACAGUCAUGACCUUCUUAUGA
This is a messenger RNA of Elephantulus edwardii (Cape elephant shrew), 357 nucleotides long. Its product is annotated as D-dopachrome decarboxylase-like. The transcript has a single exon. Gene Ontology annotation, molecular function: phenylpyruvate tautomerase activity. The coding region runs from base 1 to 357 and encodes 118 amino acids. NCBI's taxonomy places the organism in Eukaryota, Metazoa, Chordata, Mammalia, Macroscelidea, Macroscelididae. The record is from RefSeq and is a predicted model, not a curated record.